AUCAGAGAGUCUGCAAAGGUAGUUGACCAAGCCCAGAGGAGAGUGUUGAGGGGAGUUGAUGACCUUGUCUUUUUCAUAGGGGAUGAAGCCAUCGAUAAGCCCACGUAUGCUCCAAAGUGGCCUAUCCGACAUGGCAUCAUUGAAGACUCGGAUCUUAUGGAAAGGUUCAUGGAGCAAGUGGUUUUUAAAUAUCUUCGCACUGAACCUGAGGACCAUUAUUUUUUAAUGGGGACAGAACCUCCACUGAAUACUCCAGAAAAUAGAGAAUAUCUUGCAGAAAUUAUGUUUGGAUCAUUUAAUGUUCCAGGACUCUACAUUGCAGUUCAGGCAGUGCUCGCUCUAGCAGCCUCUUGGACGUCUGGACAAGUUGGUGAGCACACACUAACUGGGAUAGUCAUUGACAGUGGCGAUGGAGUCACCCACGUUAUCCCCGUGGCAGAAGGUUAUGUAAUUGGAAGCUGCAUCAAACACAUCCCGAUUGCAGGUAGAGAUAUUACGUAUUUCAUUCAACAGCUGCUAAGGGAGAGGGAGGUGGGAAUCCCUCCUGAGCAGUCGCUAGAGACGGCAAAAGCCAUUAAGGAGAAGUACUGUUACAUUUGCCCUGAUAUAGUCCAGGAAUUUGCCAAGUAUGACGAGGAUCCCCAGAGGUGGAUCAAACAGUACACGGGCAUCAAUGAAGUCAGCCAGAAGAAGUUCAUUAUCGAUGUUGGUUAUGAGAGGUUCCUGGGACCAGAAAUAUUUUUCCAUCCAGAGUUUGCCAAUCCAGACUUUAUGGAAUCCAUCUCGGAUGUUGUUGAUGAAGUAAUACAGAACUGCCCUAUAGAUGUACGCCGUCCACUGUAUAAGAAUGUCGUUCUCUCAGGAGGCUCGACAAUGUUCAGAGAUUUUGGACGGCGACUACAGAGAGAUUUAAAAAGAGUGGUGGAUGCCAUACUGAAACUGAGUGAAGAGCUAAGUGGUGGCAAGAUAAAGCCAAAGCCUGUGAAGGUGCAGGUGAUCACACACCACACGCAGCGCUAUGCCGUGUGGUUUGGAGGCUCCAUGCUGGCCUCAACUCCCGAGUUCUUUCAGGUCUGUCACACCAAGAAGGACUAUGAAGAGUAUGGCCCCAGCAUCUGCCGCCACAACCCUGUCUUCGGAGUCAUGUCUUAGUGUCUGCCCUGAAGCCACCG
This is a messenger RNA of Castor canadensis (American beaver), 1172 nucleotides long. RefSeq names its product actin-related protein 3B-like. The record is from RefSeq and is a predicted model, not a curated record. NCBI's taxonomy places the organism in Eukaryota, Metazoa, Chordata, Mammalia, Rodentia, Castoridae.